AAAAGUUUAAAACAUAUUUCUGUUUGUUUUAAAUGUGGGACAUUUAUUGCUGUCUACAUUAUUCUAAAAUGUGUUCCUAACCUAAUAUGGAAAUAUCAGCUCUCUAUCCCACAUAGUUUUUAUAAAAGAUGUAUACGAUAAAAUGUAACUUACGGGAAUUUUUCUUUAAAGUUUGAUAGGGACUACCGAAAACCCUGAUUAGUCAUCAAGACAUGCAUACUAAAAUGUAAACACAGAACAAACCAAAAACAUUGCAACAUGCCACUGACGCCAGACUCUAACAGAGCUACCAACAGUUAAAACAAAAUUCACUCCAUUGAAAUAUCUUCGAUAGCACAAGAAAUAAAAUGGAUAAAAAUUUGACGUUUAAAAGGAGCGUGGACGCUUGACACGAAAUUUUUAAAAUUGCUUUUUAUAAAACUUCUCGAAAUGUUACACAUAAAAUAUACACAAGUUUGUUCAGUAAAGACUGCAUAUUUUUUAAUACAAAAUUGAAAUUCUAUAUUGUUUAACAAUAUUCACGUUCACGUGCCCUUCAGACUCAGGUACGACGUCAAAUACAUUGGUUUCAAUCCUGUACUUGAUGCAGUGUGGAAGGCGUAUGUGGACAUGGUGUCGCUUCUUUGGCAACGAGACACCGAUGCAUUGUCUACUACCGAGAGUGUUCCGUAUUGCAUUGGGCUGCGUUGAGGGGCCGCAACAGUGCGUUCAUGGAUCUGCUGGUGGGUGAGGGGAGGGGCGACUCCUCUGCACUACGCAACGAUAGGAGGAACAUCAAGCCUUGA
Molecule: messenger RNA, 785 nt
Organism: Gryllus bimaculatus (two-spotted cricket)
Lineage: Eukaryota; Metazoa; Arthropoda; Insecta; Orthoptera; Gryllidae
Source: the annotation of a GenBank genome assembly